AUCCCAGUAAGCCCUAAACGCUUGCGACGUUUCUACGAGGCUGUUAAAUUUGAAGAGGCACUCAGCGAGGCUUGCCUUAAGUCCCCGAAUAGUCCGGGAAGGGUACCCAGCGAUCCUCCUCCAGACCGUUCAUACGAUCCCGAAGGGGGCUUCAGGUUCUUCAUCAACAAACUUGCGCACGUCUGCGAUAUACAUCGGGGGGGCAGCACUGUAACUGGUAUCGCAGUGUUGCAGGACUUCGAUGGUGUUCGUUACUUCAUUGGGUCCAAUGAGCGCUCAGAAAUAGACCUCGCAAAGGUGGAAGAGUUUUUGAGGUCGCUCUUCCGCCUGUUGCGUGGCACAAGACGCCAUGGAGAGCCUCUAAAUUCGGACCCCCUCUUCGUCUCUAUUUUCCACCAUAUUAUCAAUUUCAAUCAGCCACGAAUCAGGAAAUACCUAGAUUGGCUCACAAGACAAAUACCUUCCUGUUUAUCGAGCCUGCAGAGGGACUUUGCACAAGUCUCAGACACUUCAGAACCCGACUUGAGAGCCUUUCUCGUGGAACUUCAAAGUCUCGUCACGCGUUUCGAGGAUGCCAGAGUUCGCGACCAUGUCAAAGGAAUCAGAUGCUGCGCCAGUAUUAUCGAAUAUGUUGACGCCCAGCGCGCCAAAAGUAUGAGCGGCAUCAUACUUGCGAUGUCUAGGGAAAAUACGAUCAACCCUGCGACCACUUGGUGCGAUCUUCGUCACAAUAUGGCACGGCUCAAGGCCUACAACGUGUCGACUAAGUCUAUCAUCAGCGCAUACAAUUUCUGGCCUGAGUUAUUCCAAGAAGACAUUCAUAUGGAGAUGGUGCCUUCUAGCCGUCCUCAUCCAAACCCGUUGCGUAGAUUGGACACAACCGCUGCUGCAAUGUUGGGCCGUAUGGUUGCCGACGACGCAGAAAUUGAGCUGCGGCGUGCCGAAGCUGAACAGCUCAAGCAGUUUAAUCUAGACGGCAUUCUUCAUAAAGCGUGCGCAAGGAAGUCAUUCACCCCGCUGGUUCAUGGCGAAGUCCUCGUUCACGAUGCCGCUCGCACCUAUCUGCUGGAGAACCCGGGUGUCACGUACUGGAAAAACUGGCGCUUUGUCGGCAGCAGCAAGCCCACCUGCCGCCUGUGCUCCUACUACUUCUCUUGCAUCAAUGACGUCACCGUCCGCGAAUCCCAUAGAAUCCUCUACUCCAGGUGGCGGGUGCCUGAUGUCUUUGACGAGCGGGCGGCCAAAGCGCGCGACGAGAUUCUGGAUUCCAUAGCCAAGAAGAUUCGCCAAGACGCCCUGCAAACGAUGAGGAGCAAGCUGCCACAAGGCCGGAACAAUGACUCCAGCUCGUUCCCGACCGUGCCCAGGUUUUUCGCCAGAGCCGCCAUAAAGUCUUCUCAGUCUUCCAACAGGGGGGUGGCCCCCGUGGUCGAAUUUGGUCACGGAAGUAACAGCACCAGCUCCUACGAGCAUGCGUCCGAAGACCUUCUCGUCGAGAUGAUGGAGCGGCAGACUUUCACGGCAUCUUUUGAGGAUGACGAGGAUGACGAUGACGAGAACGGCGGCGUGCUGCUCUUUAGCGGUCGCGGGUCACGUUAG
Molecule: messenger RNA, 1599 nt
Organism: Microdochium trichocladiopsis
Lineage: Eukaryota; Fungi; Ascomycota; Sordariomycetes; Xylariales; Microdochiaceae
Exons: 3
Source: RefSeq, a predicted model, not a curated record